AUGUCCUCUUCCUCCCCCACGGACCAGAUCGCAAGUGCGGUGGAGAUAAAGCAAGAAAAUGGGAUGGAAGCCGCCCCCGAAGGAAAGGAGGCGCCACGAGAAGUGGUGGGGGGAGCCGUGGCAGCACUCAAUCCUCCGGCUGCCGCCCCUUUCCCCAUGGAGCCCGUGGGUUCCACCGCUGCUGCUGGCGGAGAGGAGGGGGCGGCAGCGGCCGUAGCGGCCGCGGCCGCAGCCGCAGCAGCGGCCGCAGCAGCAGUGGCCGCCGCGGGAGCUGCGGCGGACCAGGUACAACUCCACUCUGAACUUCUAGCCCGAAACCACCAAGCAGCCGCGGCGGCCGCCGCCGCCGCCGCCGCCGCCGCCGCCGCGGCUGCAGCGCAGACCCCGCUGGCUUUUUCUCCGGACCACGUCGCCUGCGUUUGCGAAGCAUUGCAGCAAGGGGGAAACUUGGACCGCCUGGCCCGGUUCCUGUGGUCUCUGCCCCAGAGCGACCUGCUACGUGGCAACGAGAGUCUCCUGAAAGCCCGAGCUUUGGUCGCCUUCCACCAGGGCAUCUACCCAGAGCUCUACAGCAUCCUCGAGAGCCACAGCUUCGAGUCGGCCAACCACCCGCUUCUGCAGCAGCUCUGGUACAAGGCGCGCUACAGUGAAGCCGAGAGAGCGCGGGGCCGGCCCUUGGGAGCCGUGGACAAGUACAGGCUGAGGAGGAAAUUCCCCCUGCCCCGGACCAUCUGGGACGGAGAGGAGACGGUGUAUUGUUUCAAGGAGAAAUCGCGCAACGCGCUCAAGGAGUUGUACAAGCAGAAUCGUUACCCGUCCCCGGCAGAGAAGCGGCACCUGGCCAAGAUCACCGGCCUCUCCCUCACUCAGGUCAGCAACUGGUUCAAGAACCGGAGGCAGCGCGACCGGAACCCCUCCGAGACCCAGUCCAAAAGUGAGUCAGAUGGUAAUCCCAGCACUGAAGAUGAGUCCAGCAAGGGACAUGAGGAUUUAUCUCCUCAUUCACUCUCCAGUUCUUCUGAUGGAGUUACCAACUUGAGCCUUUCCAGCCACAUGGAACCAGUGUAUAUGCAACAAAUUGGAAACACUAAAAUAUCAUUAAGUUCCCCUGGAGUGUUACUGAAUGGAGGCUUAGUACCUGCAAGUACAUCACCUGUCUUCCUUAAUGGCAAUUCCUUUAUUCAGGGACCUAACAGUGUAAUCCUUAAUGGGCUAAAUGUAGGAAAUGCGCAGACUGUGACUUUGAACCCAUCAAAAACUUCAUCAAGCAUUGUGAACAAUGGUGCAUCCAUGACUGACAUCUUGGGAUCUCCUUCAGAGGAUGUAAAAGAUUUCAAAAUCCUCCAGAGUUCCACAACAAAUUCUACAGCAACAACAUCCUACAGCCCCAGUGUCCCUGCUUCAUUUCCUGGUUUGAUACCUAGCACUGAAGUGAAAAGGGAAGGCAUACAAACAGUGGCUUCUCAAGAUGGAGGUUCUGUGGUGACUUUUACAACUCCCGUACAAAUAAACCAGUAUGGCAUUGUACAGAUCCCCAAUUCAGGAACAAAUGGCCAGUUGCUUAAUGGAAGCAUUGGAUUCUCUUCUCUGCAGCUGCCUCCUGUUUCAGUGGCAGCUUCACAAGGUAAUAUUUCAGUAAAUUCAAGCACUUCUGAUGGGGGGACAUUUACAAGUGACUCUACCACAGCACAGCAAGGAAAGGUUUUCUUCAGCUCUCUUGCACCUAGUGCAGUAGUCUACACAGUUCCAAAUUCAGGUCAAACAGUAGGAUCUGUUAAACAAGAGGGCUUGGAAAGGAGCCUUGUAUUUUCUCAAUUAAUGCCUGUCAAUCAAAACCCACAAGUCAAUGUAAACAUGUCUUCUGAAAAUAUCUCGAGCAGUGGCCUACAUCCUAUGGCCUCAUCAUUAGUUAAUGUAACUCCAACUCACAAUUUUUCCCUAGCUCCCCCUGCUCUACUAAAUGCAACAGAGCUAAAUGCUGAUAUUACUGAGAGCCAGCCCUUGUCUACACCUGUAACAAGCACAUCUACUGUGAUAUCUGUCAGCAACACUAACUAUGCAACUCUUCAGAACUGUUCCCUUAUUACUGGUCCAGACCUAAUGUCAAUUCCAAUGACCCAGCCUGCCCUUGGGGAAAUAGUUCCAGCAGCUGGAGAACGUGUGGGUCAUUCCUCCCCAGCAGUACAUGAGGAUUUUGUCAGAGAGCACCGGUUAGUUCUGCAAUCCGUAUCUAACAUAAAGGAGGAUUUCAUACCAAGUUCUGAGGACAAAACAGCAAGCAACUUAAUGAUGCUGGAUUCCAAAUCCAAAUAUGUCCUGGAUGGCAUUGUUGAAACAGUCUGUGAAGAACUGGAAACAGACAAAAAAGAGCUUGCCAAGCUCCAGACUGUCCAGUUGGAUCAAGAUAUGCAAGAUUUAUAAUUUUUUCCCCUUUGUUUUUGGCAUCCGUGUUCAAAUCUUGUCCAGAGGCCCUGAGGACAUUAAGCAUUUUCCCUACUUAAGGAAAAUACUGCACAGUUUGGCAGAGAGAUAAAUUUCAAAGACUUUGAAUUGAGUUUGCAUGAAGACCACAAUUAAAUCCAUGGAAGCAAAACUAUAUCCUUUUUUGUUCACGUGUUAAUGUUCUCUUUUAACCAAAGAAGAGAACAUGAAGGAGAUUAUCAAGUGAAGGUGCGAUGGUUUGGUUCACUUAAUGUAACCCUAAAGGCUGAAAUGGAACUUCCACAUAGAAACUUAUGUUUCACAAGUAAAAUAUAUACAUACCUAACUUCUAGAAAAUGAAAUGUAGCUAUAAAAGGAUAGAAAUAAUGCAAUUCUUUUUGUUUACUCUUACUCCUUGGGCAUUGAUACAUUUUAAAAAGCAUAGAUGAUACCUCCAAACUAUUAUUAAGAUAGUUUUGAUGUUAAGAACCUGAAUAAACCCUGAAUACUUCUGUUUUUCAGCAUUUUCCCAGCUAGUUGGAUUGUCUUUCCUGACUGACCGAUAUGAUAGCUGGUAGUUUAAUGAAGCUUAGGUAGUUUGACACUCUAAUAAAAACAACUCUGAAAUAGACUCCAGCAUGAAUGUAAAUAUAUCAAUUACUAUUAGCAGGAUAUUUUCAAUUAGUACAAUGAAUCUUAUUUAUAGGGUAUGUGUUUCCCUUUAACUUGAGGCACAA
Molecule: messenger RNA, 3158 nt
Organism: Vombatus ursinus (common wombat)
Lineage: Eukaryota; Metazoa; Chordata; Mammalia; Diprotodontia; Vombatidae
Gene: SIX4
Product: SIX homeobox 4
Exons: 3
Coding region: 1-2421 (806 amino acids)
Biological process (GO): regulation of transcription by RNA polymerase II
Cellular component (GO): transcription regulator complex; nucleus
Molecular function (GO): DNA-binding transcription factor activity, RNA polymerase II-specific; RNA polymerase II cis-regulatory region sequence-specific DNA binding
Source: RefSeq, a predicted model, not a curated record